Messenger RNA from Paralichthys olivaceus (Japanese flounder), 3365 nucleotides. It is a transcript of the gene trmt2a, whose product is annotated as tRNA methyltransferase 2 homolog A. Gene Ontology annotation, biological process: RNA processing. Gene Ontology annotation, molecular function: RNA methyltransferase activity; RNA binding. Lineage: Eukaryota; Metazoa; Chordata; Actinopteri; Pleuronectiformes; Paralichthyidae. The record is from RefSeq and is a predicted model, not a curated record.
UGAAAGGUCACGCAGCACGUGGUGAACAACAUGGCGGCGCCCUGUUUGUUUCACUGAGAGCUGCAGCUGCAUGUAACUGAGAGGAGCAGAGUGAUGGCUGAUGUUAGUGACAGCCCACCGGCUGAUACGGCCCCCUCAAAGGAGGAGACACCUGACGCCCUCCCCCAGGACUCCAGCACCGAUGGUGUAAAGUCUGACGUCAAAGCUGGAGAAGAUGAGAGCGAGGCGGCUUCUGACCAGAAUGUGUACCGCUACAUCAAAGAGGACCUCUUCACAUCCGAGAUCUACAAAGUGGAGAUCAGGAAUCUGCCCAAGUUCAUCGGCUUCAACGACCUGAAGAAGUUCCUGGCCAAGCACGGCCUCAACCCGCACAAGAUCAAGCUGUUUGGCAAGCACCUGUUUGCCUUCGUCACCUUUAAGAACGAGGAGGAGCGCGACAAGGCCAUGAAGAUGGUGCACGGCAUGCAGUGGAAGGGCCAGGUCCUGAGCGUCAGGCUGGCCAAACCCAAAGCUGACCCCAUCCAGAGGAAGAGGAGGCAGGAGGAGGAGGGAGAGGGCGCGGGAGGGCAGCCCCCGUCCAAGCGGGCAGAGGGCGACCAGGAAGAGGAGCCGCUCAGCGUCCAGAUCGCCAACGUGGUGACUCCUCUGUGGAAUGUGCCAUAUGAGGAGCAGCUGAAGAGGAAGGAGCAGGAGGUGGUGGGGGUUCUGCAGAGGCUGGCAAAAGAGAUUGGAAGCACCAACAAAGCCAUGCUGCCGUGGCUGUUUGCACAGAAAGGGAAAUACAACAAAAUGUGUUGUCCCCUGGAAGCUAUUCAACCAUCUCCUACACAGACCGACUACAGAAACAAGUGUGAGUUCCUCAUCUCAGUCGGGGCAGACGGUGAAGACAAGACCAUCGGUUUCCGGUUGGGGAAAUACAAAGGAGGCUCGUGUGCUGUGGUGGGGCCGGCAGAGACGUGUCAUGUCUCUGCCGAGGCCAAGAGAGUGGUCUGCGAGUUUCAAAAGUUUAUCAGGACAACUCCGUACUCUGUGUACAGUCCUGAGACGUAUGAAGGACACUGGAAGCAGCUGACUGUACGAACGACAAGGACCAAACAAGCCAUGGCUGUAGUGUUCUUCAACCCACAGAAAAUUGAAGAAGAGGAGCUCAACGCUCUGAAGAGCUCCAUGAAGGAGCACUUCACAGAGGGAGAGGGGAAAGCCAGCGGCGUGACCUCUCUUUACUUUGUUAGAGAGGGUCAAAGGAAGUCCCCUAACCCGGAGGACUUGCCCUGUGAGCUGGUAGCUGGAGAGAGCUGCAUCCACGAAGAGCUGCUGGGUCUAAGAUUCAGAAUAUCCCCUCACUCCUUCUUCCAGGUGAACACUGGAGCUGCAGAGGUGCUGUACUCGGCCGUGGGGGAGUGGGCCCAGCUGGACCAGGACAGCACCGUCCUGGACGUGUGCUGUGGCACAGGAACCAUUGGCAUUUCUCUGGCGAAGAGGGUAAAGAGGGUGAUUGGGAUCGAGCUGUGCCAGGAAGCAGUGGAGGAUGCUAAAGUUAAUGCCAAGCUCAAUGGACUAAGUAAUGUUGAAUUUCACUGUGGUAAAGCUGAGGACGUGUUCCCCAACAUUCUCAACGCUCUCGUCUCACCCAGUGUCACGGCCAUCGUGGAUCCACCGAGGGCGGGGCUACAUUCCAAGGUGAUACUUGCCAUCCGUAGAGCUCAGCACCUGAAGAGGCUGAUUUACGUCGCAUGUAAUGCAAAGGCAGCCAUGGCUAACUUCAUCGAUCUGUGCAGAGCACCGUCCAACAGAGUUCAUGGAGCUCCGUUCCGUCCGGUGCGAGCCUUGGCCGUGGACCUGUUCCCUCAGACCAUGCACGUGGAGAUGAUUCUGCUGCUGGAGAGAGUGGACUACGAAUCCCAGAAGCAGCAGCAGCAGAGCAGCAGCGAACAGGAACAGACUGCUUCUUAGUCUAACAAACAGACCCUGUGCAGUUAAGGUAGCACAGGCUGUCCUUCAAAAUUGAUGCUAACAUCAUUUUGUUUAAAUGUCUGUAUGGUCUUAUUCUUUAAGAGUCAAUGUAUCCAUCAUUUAACACUCACCAGUGUCUCGUACAGUAAAGUCUACUUAUGUUACAACAAGGAAUUGUUUAGAGCUUCAAAUAAACACUUAAGUUUUCUUACAGUAUGUAUUGUACUGUAUUUGCUUUCAUGAGCGUCAUGAGUCUCUUUGCCUGCAUUUCAGUUUAAGAACUUAUUUUUAUUGUUGGAUGUCUUAAUAUGAAUGAGUUUUAGGGCCAAUUAAGAGAGAAGUCAUGAUUCCAGGCAAUAUUGAAGAGGGGAAAUAUCAGAUCAGUCACCUGCAUUCAAAUGAGUAUUGUGGAGCAUCUUGUUUAGUUAUUCUUUAAGUUUCACAAAUAAUGAAGCACUUUUAUCACAUCUGCACAUUAUCAUUAGUAUCAGGACUUUGACAAGAUUGAAAAAGAAACUGUCUAUUAUGUGGAAAGAACCACAAACUUAAAGUACAGUGUUUCUGUUGGAGGAGUAAAUGUUUGGUAAUGAUCGACUGAGGUUAUCAUUGGCUACAUCUGUGUUAUAUUCAAAGGGGUUUCACAGAGCAUGGGGUUUUCUUGCUGCUUAUUCCUACAUUUUCCCCCUUUAUUUUCAUAAUAGGAUUCAUUAAAUUACUUGUAAAAUGUAAACCUAAUCCUUGAAUUUUAAGACCAUUGUAAAUGUCCUGUUUUCUCAUCAUUUAGUGACUGAAUAAAAAGCCUCUUUAGUCAUUAGUCAAGAUAUUUUAUUUUUGCAUAACAAAUAUCACUGAAGUCAUGGAGCUCAGAUUGCAAUACAUACUUCAUUCUUCUAGGCAACAUCUCAAACAAUUCAUUGGUACAACUCAACGGCAACACAUAUAAAAGCAUUAUUUUUUUCCUGUCUUCUCACACUGACAUACACAUGGCAAGACUACACACGCACAGAGGAGAAAGCACAUUCUUAAAGCAAACUACAAUAUCACAACAGCCUGGUUUUUAAACUGAUGUGUCCUCGUUGGGGGAAAAAAAGCACAGACCCAAUAUUGGACAGAAUAAACAGCAGUUUCUAUUUUGAUCCAGCAACUUAUGUAUUUGUGUAUUAUCCUGUGUUAUAAAUGAUUCUGAUGUAGUUUGCAGCAACAUGAACUCUAUAAAAUGCAUAAGACAGCAUGUAAGCUUUGGUAUACACAGUUCUCAUCAGCUCCUGUUGGACUCAACGACUUGAUCGCAUUUUGUUCAUGUCAAUGUGCCGACUACAUUUUACGAGGCUGUCUUUUGGGGGGGGGGUCUUAUUUUUCUCAUGGUUAGAAAAGCAUGAUCUGUUGUCAUGACAAUAGCAGACGUAUACAAA